AAACAGCUGAAUUCAGUCUUUAUUAAUUUUCCAAUAUGGCUGCACGUAUUCAUUUCUAAAGAAAUCUCGAAAACGUAGUGCUUUUUAUUUACAGACACAAAUUUCUUCUUUUUAAAGUAAAUUAUAUAUUUCAACCUAAUUAAAACUAAAUUUUAAGCAAAAAUUCCAAAAAAUGGAUUUCGGUACUCUACUGCAUAUGGCCAAGAAAAACAGCGAGGACAACAAAAAUGAUGGCAAAUAUUACAGUACCAAAUUCGCUCCCCCGAAAAAGGAGUCUAAAGAAAAGAAGCUAUCCGAUAAUAUACAAAAGUUCUUGCAAAAGAAAGAACAGGAGGAGAAGAGAAAACAACAAGAACAAAAGGAAAAACUUAAUCAAUUAUUAUCGAUGAGAGAUGAAAAAUCUAAAAAUAAAAUCCGUAAAAUGUUGAAAGUCACAAAAUCGGCUAAUCGUUCGGUAUUGGAGGAUGCAGUCAAUACCGAACAUACAGCGGUUACAAUGCAGGGUCCUGAUCAACCGGAUCAGGAUGAUUAUGGUUAUGUUUCCACAGAGGCCAAUUCAUUUUAUCAAAAAUAUAUAGAUAAGGUUAAAGAUGUAAAGGAAGAUAAGGGUUUCACACCUAGUCGACCACAGUCACUCAAAGAUCUCACCGGUACGAAAGAGCGUGUAAAAGCUGCUAUAACACGAGAAAUAGAAGAGAAAAAUAGUCAUACUCGUCAACGAGUUAGUCACGUCAAGGAAACCACUGCAAGUGGACUAAAUGUUGCGCGUACAUAUAAUACAUCAUCCAAACCGAUUUACGAUCCCGAAGCAGAAAAGCGUCAGGAAGAGGAGGAACGCAGAAAACGUGAAGCGGAGAAAAAGAAAUUAAAAAAUCGUAAACCACCACCACCACCCAUGGAUUUUCAAGCUUUACUGAAAUUGGCCGAGAAAAAACAACAUGAACCUGUUGAACUGCUGGUAGAGGUAAAAAAGAAAAAAGAUCCCGAGAGACUAAUGACAAUGAAGGAGAAACAAGAAAUGGAAGAACGUCAAAGGGCCAAAGAGGCCAAAGAACGUAGGGAACGAGAGCGUAAUGAAGAACUUGUUAAAGGCAAAAGACCUGACAAGGAAAAGGCAUCAUCGUCCUCCUCUUCAUCGUCGACACAACGCAUGGAACCUAAUGGUAGAAUACCAAAAUUAAAUCAAGCAAGUAGUGCUAGUAGUAGUGCAAGUAAAACAUCUAGUUCAUCAGACAAAAAGUCAUCAUCAUCCAGUUCGUUGGAUAAAAAAUCCUCUUCUGCCAAUUUUGCAAAACCUUCAACAAAUGGCUCAUCGACAUCAAAUGGUAAAAGUUCUUCAUCAUCAUCAUCAUCGUCACAAUCAUCAAGUGCUAAAUCUAGUAGUAAGUUAAGUGCCUCCUCCUCUUCCUCAUCUAGCAGUAAAUCCUCAUCGUUAAGUAGCAGCAGUGCCAGUAGCUCAGCAACCAGUAAAAAUCCCUAUAGCAAUAGCAGUUCUAGUAAACAAUCUUAUAAUGGUCCUACUAGAGAAUUUCCUCCACGUGAUAUUAAUACAGUUAAAUCAAGAGAAUUUCCUCCACGUGAUAUCAAAACAGUUAAAUCAAGAGAAUUUCCACCGCGUGAUGUGCAAAAAACUAGACAAUUUCCACCAGCAGAUGUUAGACGGGGUCCGGGACCUUCUUCCAACAAAUAUGGUGAUAGUAAAAAAUCGGCUGCUUCUAAAAGACGUAUUUUGGAUGAUGAUGAUUCAGAAUAUGAUUCCGAAUUAGAUGAUUUCAUUGAUGACGGUGAUGAGGAAGAGGAUUAUUCUUCUCAUAUAAAAGCUAUUUUCGGUUAUGAUAAAUCAAAAUAUCGGGACGAAGAUUUUGAUGAUCGUGAUAUGGAAUCUAAUUUCGCACAAGUACAGAGAGAAGAAUAUAUUAGUAAAAAGAUAGGUAUCCAGGAAGAUUUAGAAGAUAUGAAACUGGAGGCUAUGGAAAAGAAACGCAAAAUGAUGAUGAAAAAACGUCGCCUAAACUAAUAAAAAAUCCCAUUUUCUUUUAUUUCUUUUAGUAUACUAAAUAGAUUUCUUUCUGAUUUCUGUAUUAUUUACGGAAUUUAUCUUAUUGCCAAGGCUUUCUCUCAAUUUAUGCAUAAAAUACUUUUUAUUAAUUAUUUAAUUUAAUAAUAAUAUAUACAAUGUUA
Molecule: messenger RNA, 2181 nt
Organism: Lucilia sericata (common green bottle fly)
Lineage: Eukaryota; Metazoa; Arthropoda; Insecta; Diptera; Calliphoridae
Product: protein SPT2 homolog
Exons: 6
Coding region: 173-2017 (614 amino acids)
Biological process (GO): nucleosome assembly; regulation of DNA-templated transcription
Cellular component (GO): nucleolus
Molecular function (GO): DNA binding; histone binding
Source: RefSeq, a predicted model, not a curated record